UUCGGCUUUGGGUGUCAGCCGCUUUGUAAUUUUUUAUUGUGAUAAAUAUAGAAAUAAUCAGUGAUAUCGUUUUGUAAGUGAAUAGAACAUGGUUUAAUUAACAAGUGAUGAGUUUGCUAUCGUGGUGUUUCGCGUAUUGUGUGUAAAAGACAGCUUCUUCCGCCAUGACAAUGGUUCACUUGGCCAGGAAGUGCUCCGUAACAUUUGCGCUUUAUUUUGGCUGUAUUGCACUAUGUUAUCCGGUUUUAGCUCAAGAUGCACCAGAAAUCCUGGACCUAUCAGCGCGGGGCGCGCUCGGCAACCAGUCCAACGUCAGCUGCAGCAUGUCACCGAGCGAGGCUGAUGUGGAGUGGAUGUUCAAUGGGGAACCUGUCGUUUUUGGCGAAAGAAUAAAGCAAUACAACGAAGAGAGGCUCUUACACAAAAAGGAUUUAGAUGGCAAUCAAAAGAAAUAUAAGUUAGUUAAUAUCACAAUUGCAAAUACGACAGCAGACGACGAUGGCAAUUUCACCUGUAUCGCCAAACUCGGAGACGCGAGGACAGAUAAAGGGGUCGUGUUAAACCUGAGCUUUCCGGGGAAACUGGUAAGAAAUACCCCUGGGCCAAUAAAGCAGAAUGUCUCCGAUCAGGCUAAUGUCACGAUGGAAUGCGUUUUUGAAGUUUUUAAACCCGGCGAGGUGAAGUGGUGGAAACGGGCUAAAGAUGACGAGAUAACGGAGCUGACGACGAAGCCGGCGAGUAAAAUUGGUCUCAAACAAAUCCAGAGUAUCUACGAUCUCCAUAUACGGAGUCCUGAAGAUAACGGCACAUAUGUCUGCCAAAUCUUUGAUACUGUUACCUCGACGAACAUUUCUGGAAACGUUGACAUAAUAGUAUACGCCCCGCCACAAGUUCUCGUGGAUACUGUUAUACCGAUCAGUGCGUCUCAACUAUUCCUUAAUUGGACGGUACGGUCUUACAACUCGCCAAUAAAGACGUAUAACCUUAUGUACCGGAAACUGCCGUCCACGGACUUCAGCCUGUACACGAGGGAAAAGAUCGGAGUUAAGAAUAUUUCUUUCGUGAUGGAAGGUCUGGAGAAGUCCACAAAGUACCAGCUCAAGUUGGAAGUGACCACGAUGCAUGGGCAGAGCAAACCUCAUAUAUACGAGUCGACCGUGCGGACCCUGGAUAAAGAUCCAAUUUUUGUGCCCAAUAUCGCUAUUAAUGGCUUCUCUGCUACGUCAGUGACGAUAGGCUGGGCUCCACCACCGGAGGAUAUAGCAGAAUUGAUACAUUAUUAUCUCCUAGAGGCAAGGAAGAUGGAUGAAGUAGCGCCUAGAAGAGCUUACCAUUCCAGGGAUAGUCGGAAUUUGCCCUAUAUGUUUGACAAUCUGGAACCACACAGCACUUAUGUGUUUCGGGUGUGCGCGUGCUCGGACUUCACGAAGCGGUGCGGCAACUGGUCGGGCGAGAUGCAGGCGGCGACGCUGGACGGCAUCCCGGGCCGGCCGGCCAACGUGAGCGUGCACUGCGCCAGCAGCUGGAUCAACCUCACCUGGCAGCCGCCGAUCAAGCCCAACGCCGAGAUCAAGGGAUACACGAUGGAACUAACCGGUAACGCCACGUACAGAGACCGAUACGGAACCAUUAAGGAGGCCAUGUGGGGACCGCUCACCAAGUUCAAGACUAAUGACUCCAGGAGUGUCAGGUUCGAAGAGCUGCAGCCGAACACGAACUACACGGUGCGGCUGAGCGCCAUGACGCGCACGCGCCGCCGCGGCGACGAGGAGACGCGCUACUGCGCCACCGCGCCCGCGCCGCCCGACGCGCCGCCGCGCCCGCGCUGGCGGAAGAUAUUAGAAAAUGAUAGGUACAUGUUCACGAUGUAUCUACCAAGGAUAUCGGAACGGAACGGACCCAUCUGCUGCUACCGAGUAUACAUGGUCAGGCUGCUGCCCCACUCCGAUUGGAGCAACUUGCCCCCAGCUCGGGACAUCAGCGUGCUGCAGUACGAAGAGGCACACGCCGUUCAGCCAAUGCUUGGGGCAUACAUAACUGAUGUUUUCUCGAACGACAGAUUCCCAUCUGACUCUGAGGUGAUCCUGGGCGACGGUAGAUCCAUCUUCGACAAGGCGGACCCCGCCCUCGCGCGGCCGGCCUGCAAGCGCUGCCUGCGCAGGCCGCGCAAGCCGCUCGACGCGCCCGCCGGGCCCGCGCGCGCGCCCACCGCCGCGCCCACGCCCACGCCCACGCCCACCGCCGCGCCCGCGCCCACGCCCACCACCAGGGACGACCUGUUCGACGACGAGCUGGACACCACCGCCGAUCCGGAUGUGGUGGAGAGGCGCGAGAGGCGCUCGUACGUUGAGGUGGAUAGGGAUUACAUGAAAAACCCGAUGAUGAUGGACAAGCUGGUGGACGAGGAGCAGGAUUGGGAGGAGGUGGUAGUUAAGGAUGGCCACCUGGACCCGGCGGCCAACUACACGUUAUUUGUGGAAUUGAUACCGGGCAGCGAGCGCGACGAGCCGGUGUACAGCGAGUACGUGAACGUGCUGACGCCGGCCGCCGCGCCGCGCCCCUCCGCCCACAACACCACGCUCGAAGUCGCUCUGCUGGCGACGUGCGCGGUGGCGGGGCUGGUGGUGGCCGUGAUGGUGGGCGUGUGCGUCGCGCAGGCGCGCUCCUCGCGCAAGCUGCCGCACGCGCACCUCGAGAUGAACCCGCUGCAGGCCGCGCUCAGAUACGUGGUAGGGCACAUAGGGCGGCAGCAGCUCGGCGGCGCGGCGCCCCCCGACAUGCCGCCCAUACCCGUGGACCAGCUGCCGGCCGCGUACGCAGAGCGGCAGGCGGACUCGGACUACGGCUUCCAGAAGGAAUUUGAGUUGUUGCAGAUGCUGCCAGAGUGUUUCCCGGAUCGCACCACGCACGCGUCGGAGGCCCGGGAGAACCAGGCGAAGAACAGAUACCCGGAUAUCAAGGCCUACGACCAGACCCGGGUCAAACUGAGCCCCAUAGAUGGCGUGCCCGGCAGUGAUUACAUCAACGCCAAUUAUGUUAUGGGAUAUAAGGACCCCUCGGAUGUUAAUCAGGAGCGCAAAAAGUUCAUCUGCGCGCAAGGCCCCACGGACACCACAGUGAACGACUUCUGGCGCAUGAUCUGGGAGCACGGGCUCGAGCUGAUCGUGAUGCUGACCAACCUGGAGGAGUACUCGAAGGUGAAGUGCAGCAAGUACUGGCCGGACGAGGUGCGCGGCACCAGGGCGUUCGGCGCCAUCACCGUGCACCACGUGUCGGAGAAACGGUAUUCCGAUUACAUCGUGAGAGAGUUGAGGAUAUCGAAGCAACCGCUAAACUCGGACGGACAACCAAUUGUGGAAAACAACGGAGUCGCUAAACGGAAUGGAGAGUGUGGGGCGGGCGGGGCGGGCGACGCGAGCGCGCCCACGUCGCCGCCCGGCAAGGCCGAGAGCCGCCUGGUGCGCCAGUACCACUUCCUCAUGUGGAAGGACUUCGCCGCGCCCGAGCAUCCGCACUCCAUACUCAAGUUUAUCAAGCGCGUGAACGAGGCGUGGUCGUGCGGCGUGUGCCGCUCGGUGGUGGUGCACUGCUCGGCGGGCGUGGGCCGCACGGGCACGCUGGUGGCGCUGGACUGGCUGCUGGAGCAGCUGCGCGACGCGGCCGCCGUCGCCGUCUUCGCCUGCGUCGCCGAGCUGCGCGCGCAGCGGAACUUCCUCGUGCAGUCGCUGAAACAAUACGUGUUCGUGUACCGCGCGCUAGUGGAGUACGCGCAUUUCGGAGAUACGGAGAUACCGGCGUCCAAACUGAAGAGCACCAUCGACAGACUGCGCAGCACGCCCGAGGGGAGCGAUAAGAGUUUGAUGGAGAUGGAGUUCGAAAAGCUGGCGGCGCCGCCGCUGGCGGAGGCGGGCAAGUCGUGCGCGGCGGGCGGCGGCGAGGAGCUGCGCGCGCGCAACCGCUCGCCCGACUGCCUGCCCUACGACCGCAACCGCGUCAUACUCGCGCCGCUGCCCAACCGGGACUACUCCACCUACAUCAACGCCUCCUUUAUUGAGGGAUACGACAACUCGGAAGGCUUCAUCAUCACCCAGGAUCCUCUACCGAACACUAUCAUGGACUUCUGGCGGAUGGUCUCUGAACAUAACGUGUCUACCAUAGUUAUGCUUAGCGAGCUGGGUGAAGGCAAGUGCCCGCGGUACUGGGACGACGGCACGGUGCAGUACGAGCACAUCGCCGUCGAGUACGAGGAGAGCGAGUCGUGUCCGUACUACACGCGGCGGCACUUCACCGUCACCAACAGCAAGAGCGGCGAGUGGUGCGGCGUGCGGCAGCUGCAGUACCACGGCUGGCCCACGGCGGCGGGCCACGUGCCGGAGGUGACCCGCGGCCUGUGCGAGCUGGCCGAGCUGGCGGCGCCCUGCCCCGCGCCCGCGCCGCCCCCGCCCGCGCCCCAGCCGGCGCCCCCGCGCCCCGUGCUCGUGCACUGCCAGUACGGCACGGAGCGGUCGGCGCUGUUCGUGGCGCUGUGCGUGCUCGCCUGCCAGCUGCGCCUCGAGCGCCGCGUGGACGUCAGCUGCGUGGCGCGCAAGCUGCGCGCGCAGCGGGCGCACACCAUCGACACCGUGCUGCAGUACGAAUUCCUCCACCGAGCCAUACUGAACUACGCGGAGUUACACAACCUGCUCGACGACAGCUAAGCGCCAUCCGCGAGCUCAGGUGUAACGAAUACUCGUCCAUAACUUUACUGUUCAAUUUCUGUGUCACUAAUUAACAGAUGAACUAAAUAAACGCACAAUAUGUAAGUGUAAAUCACAUUAAAGUGAAACUCUAUAUUGGUUUUGUAAUAACGCUUAGAGAGACACUUGUAAUGUCACAUAAAAUAGUGUCAAAGUGUGUGUUUUCUCAUUGGCCACACUAACCGAAACCUAAAAAAAGAAAACCAGUAACUAACAUUUGUAUACUCGUACAGUUAUUUUAAUAUUUCGAAUUUGCGCUAUUUUUAUACAAUUUUAAUAAAAAUGCGUGUUUAAACCAAAAGAAUGUCAUAUAACAUUAAAUAUAUUACCAACAACAAUUUCACUAAUAGGAUUGAUAAUUGAAUCUUUGUUUCUUUCUUUCUUUCUUUCAUUAAUAUGUGACACAGCAACUUCACAGUGAACUUGGCGACUAGUGCGAAGUUGUUUCGCCUAGGAUCAACUAGAAUAAUCCACAUGUAUUUGUAAUGACAAAGUUCGGACUUUCCACUCACUGACGAGAAAAUCUAUUUUGGUACACGUGUAUCUGAGGAACGGACAUAAGAAAUAAAAUAUAACCCGUGUCAUAGAAGGAUAGUAAUAUAAAACGACCGCCUGGUGUCUCGCUUGCACUUGAAUUAUUCCUCAACUCCAUUUACAGUCAGUGGGAAUAGGAUAGAAAUUAAUAAAUUAUUUAAUGUUUUGUAUGCACCGAUAUAGUUAAGAUUUACGUACGUUUAGUACAAAUAAUGAUAAAUGAAAACAGCAACCUAGGUGCUUAUUUUUAAUUCCAUGUUUUUUUAGCAGUUUCCCCGAAUGUGUAGAGUAGAUCUGACUUUUUUUGUUAUGUAUUUUGUUUUUAUGUUUAGUUCCGAUACGGUUUGUAGGUAAGGCUUCGCCUGUUGACGCUUUGUGUCUGCUUGACAUAUGAAUUGUAAUUAUUUAUAUUGGUACGUGACACUCGCGGGGUGUAGUUAGUGGCAUAUAUUUUGGUAACAAAAAUAGUAAAGGUAUUUAUGUAUGUUUUUGUGAUUUUUUUUUGCGAAAAUUAUAGGCAUGUGUUUAAUUAAAUUCUGAUUAUAUGCAUCUAUAUGUAUAUGUAUAUAUGCGUGUUUGACCUUUUAUGGGGUACAUCCCCAUAAUAAUUACAGUUAGGUCUCUGGCAAGACUAGCUGGUUUCAAAUAAUAAUUGCUACUACUAAACCCCCUGGUUUUAUCGACUACCAAUAGUAACAAUGUCCAAAGAGAAAAAAAAAUUGUAUUUAUUUUUUGGUAACGUAGCGGCCAUACAGAGCAUUUUUUUUUCGUUUUUUUUUUUUCAAUCGAAACCGUGUUAGGGUUUGUAAAACCUAAGGCCAAAAGUCUACCCCAAGCACAAAGGUGCGUGUGUACUGUAAAAAAAAAACAUUUGUAAAUAUGAAACAGUCGAAAUAAUUUUUUAUCAAGCGUAAUCGUGAAAUAGUUGACGUAAAUACAUGUUAUUGUAUUAGGUAACACUAUGAGAGUUAGUUAAAAAGACGUUUGGAUGUGUUAUAUUAUCGAGAAAUUUUUUUGGCAUUGUAAAUAACCAUUGACGGAGUUACAGUACGCACGGCGCCGGGAGUUUUCGAUGAAUUUUACAAAUUUAGUUUAGUCGUGGUCGGUUCUCGUUCACGCUGACUUAUUUUAGUCGAUUAAGUUUAACGCUGGUCUUAUAAAAGCGGGACAACGUACAAAAAUAGAUAGAUUUACCACAAAAAAUAUCAGCAUAGGGAAUACGUUCCCACGACCGAUUUUUAUUUCAUAAAUUCCUGACAUGUUUUGUCCUUGUCGUUUGUACGUUGUUAGAGCGAGAUGAGACUAGAGGUCGGCUAACUUCAGCCGGUGUCAACGGAACCGCCAUUGUAUGACUGUUUAUAUUCUAGCUAGGUUUAGAUUUAUAAGCUUUUGUAUCAAAUAAGCGAAACGUGUAACUGUGAUGUUAUACAUGUAUUAUGUAUACAAUUAAAUUAAUACUAGUUUUUUCGGUUUUCAAAAUAAUUUUUUGACGAUAACUAUAACAUGGGCUUUUCUACCAAUAGGAACUAUUCAGUAUACACUUCGAUCAUUUAGAAUAACACGAUCUGUAUAAAAGUUUUAAAGAAAAUAGCUUAUUAAAUCCACUAAAUAAAAUUAGCACAAUAUCAGAGAUAUAAAAAAAACUAUAGGCUACAGUCUAAAUGUUGAAUACAGAUUAUACUAAUUAUCUAGAUAGAUAAAAUAGAUAAGACACAGUUUUAAAAAUAUAGAACCUAUCAACUGUAAGUUUGCAUAUACCGGUAAAUAUCCCAUUGGAAUAUUGUUAUAGGACUUUUUAUUUUAAUCUAGAUAGAAUACGUCUAGUAAUAUAUGAGACAUGUCAAAAUUAGAAAGGUCAGUAAAGAUGAAUCUAGUCUUCUUUAAUUAGUAAGGCGUCCAUUAAUUACGGGUGCGCCCUAAGUACUAAAGUCUGGUAUUUUCUCUUACCGCCUAAAGGUCUAAAAAUAUUAUCACCAUCGGUAGUACAAAUAAAGGAAAACGAAUAGAUAGUUUAACAGAAAUUAUAACAUCACAGUUGCACCGAUGACUGUAUGAUGUAUACACGUAUUGUUAAGUAUAUUAUUAUUGUGUAUGCAUUUGAGAUUUUUAUAAAAUAUGCAUGCAAAUUUGGAAUUUAUUUCAUAUUUCACUUGAAACUUCUUCAAUCUUGGCGGAAUGACAGAAAUUGUCAGUAAAGUAUGACUCUUUGAUAGAGUAUAUUGCUCGUGUGUUAUUCUAAGCUUAAAGCUGUAAAGCGAAUUUCAGUCGAAUUCGUUCGAUAGUUUUUGUGUCGAAGAACAGCAAAUAUCUACAAAAACUUUAGUACUAUCAAUCUCGAAAAGACAGUACAAAAUUUUGUAUAACUAUUUUCUAUAUCUGAUUUUCUCUGUCUAUAUUCUAUGUCUAAUGAAAUUACCAGAAAAACUCGUACAUUAAUAUUUCUUUGUAAUUCGAAUUGUUUUUUCGCAUGUUUUAUAAAUAUCUCAAACGAUACAGGCGUCCUCUUGGACACUGGCUUGCGCGUAUCUCUGUGGUAUUAUUAUCGAGGCUUUUUUUCCUAUUUUUUUGUAACUAGCAGCCAUUUUGUUGCGUGAUUCACGCGAGUCGUUGAUGAUUUGCGUAUAAGAGGGAUCGUGUGCAGUAUUAAAUAUACUUUUUUUAAUAUCGUUAUGGUAAAUAUCAUGCUGGCAAAGACAAACAAUCACUAUGUAUACACUAUGUGGCAAGUUUUGUGUAAUAUGUUUAUUGUAAUUUUUUUUUUCUAUGCAGGAUAGAAAGGAUAAACGAUAAAUCAUGUACUUCAAAUAUGCAACUCAAGUUUGGGCUCAAAUCUCUUUUUUUCAUAAAAACAUUUAAAAGUGCUUGUUUUUUUUUUACAAACACCGAUUAGGAUAUCAAAAGAAAACAAAAUCGAUAUGUAUUAAAGAUAUUUUAAUUAUAAAGAUCCCAACGUUUAAACUAUAAGGUUCUAAAAUGAUCUCUUAAAAUUGUGUUCACUUGACCACGGGAUGCAAGCGGGCCAAAAGUGCGACUGACAGUGUGUAUUAGCUUAUAUUAAAAAUACGCUGUAGGUAUGUUACGACUUUUUUAUGAGAAAUUAGCGUGUAAGUUAGUUUUCGUACGAUGCAGCGGGAUUGCGUGUAAUGGAAUGCGUUUUGGCCUAAAAAUUAACAAAAAAAAAAAAAAUACAAAAUUUCUGUUAUAAAUACUCAAUUGGCGAU
Messenger RNA from Zerene cesonia (dogface butterfly), 8491 nucleotides. It is a transcript of the gene Ptp69D, whose product is annotated as tyrosine-protein phosphatase 69D. Gene Ontology annotation, molecular function: protein tyrosine phosphatase activity; protein binding. NCBI's taxonomy places the organism in Eukaryota, Metazoa, Arthropoda, Insecta, Lepidoptera, Pieridae. The transcript has 28 exons. Bases 165 to 4697 code for a protein of 1510 amino acids. The record is from RefSeq and is a predicted model, not a curated record. Gene Ontology annotation, biological process: protein dephosphorylation.